CGGCUCCGCCGAGCGCUGGAAGGUAAGGAGCAGAGUCCGAAGGCUCCGGGUGUGAGGACCGCUUCCGGACUCCGGGUACGGCGUCUCACCGCAGCUGGCUCCCGACUUUUCUCUUUUCAGCCUCAAGGAGGGCUCGGGGCUGCAGAUGCUGAGGAGUGUUCAGCGUGGCCUCCUUUUCAGUGUCAUCAUCUCCUCCUGUGCCUCGGAUUCCCUCCCCGCAGACCCUUCCUCACGAAUUGGAGCCUUGCCCAUGGAUCUCGUUGGUUUUGGGUAUGCGGCCCUUGUGACAUUUGGAAGCAUUUUGGGCUAUAAGCGGAGAGGUGGCGUUCCAUCUUUGAUUGCUGGUCUUUUUGUUGGAUUUUUGGCUGCCUAUGGAGCUUACCGUGUCUCCAAUGACAAGCGAGAUGUAAAACUGUCACUGUUUACAGCUCUCUUCCUGGCCACCAUCAUGGGUGUGAGGUUCAAGAGAUCCAAGAAAAUAAUGCCGGCUGGGCUGGUUGCAGGUUUAAGCUUCCUGAUGAUUCUGAGACUUGUCUUAUUGCUGCUCUGAGAAUCCAGAGGAACUGAAAACUGAAUUCCUGUCAUUCCACACUAUCGGGCAGAGCAUACUCUAUGUAUGUAAAAGAUAAAUUUCAAUGUGGAAUGUUUAGUGUCUUAUUUUAUGUUAGAAACAAAAGAAACACUGUCACUUCUAAUAUGAACACUAGUUUGAGGUGUUUUUUUCUUAAACAAAAACUUUGUUUUCCAAUUGUCAGGUACUAUUUUCAUUAAAGAUAGUUCAUGAAUCGUGUUAUACUCUUUCAUUUGCUGUGCCUAGUUUUAUAUAUGUGGUAUUUUUCGACAAUUCCAAAUACUCGUCUGAAGUAAGUUUAAAUUAAACUACAGCUUAUUGGAUAAUGGAAUGCCCUAAGUGGGCUUCACAGAAUGCUAAUGUAUCAAUUUGUCAUUUGUGUUAUAUUAGAAAUUAUUAGAAAUUAUAUUUUUCCAUUUUAAUUGUUAAUUAAAUUAAAAUUGUUUAAUUGUUUUGAUUUUCCAUUUUAAUUGCUGUUAUCGUUAUUUUUUCCUUUAAAAAAAUCCAUUCUCAGCACACUCUGUGUGCUAACAGAAUGUAUUCAGUAUUCAAAUAAAAGACACUCUGUUUUAAACUUUCA
This is a messenger RNA of Diceros bicornis minor, 1151 nucleotides long. It is a transcript of the gene TMEM14A, whose product is annotated as transmembrane protein 14A. The transcript has 6 exons. Lineage: Eukaryota; Metazoa; Chordata; Mammalia; Perissodactyla; Rhinocerotidae. The coding region runs from base 146 to 550 and encodes 134 amino acids. Gene Ontology annotation, cellular component: mitochondrial membrane. Gene Ontology annotation, biological process: regulation of heme biosynthetic process. The record is from RefSeq and is a predicted model, not a curated record.